AUGACAUACUGGGCAUAUCAAGUCGAGUUGUUGGAAAAGAUAUUGCCGUUCUUGGAAGACAGACAUGUGCUGGUGAUUCACUUCCGUGGAAUGGAGGGGGAUUGCAGUACAGAAGCGUUUCUCUUGCUCCUCUAUGUCCUGAAGAGGUAUGUGCGGACGCAUCAUCCGAUACAUCUGCAUUGUUUCACUGGCAACAGGUAUGUCCAGGAUCGGUGGCUAGAGAGAUUCCCAGGGACAUACUUUGGGUUCAACAACGAGGUGAGGAAAUUCUCUUCGGACCAGCUCGAGGCACUACAAAAUGUUGAAGAUAGUCGCCUUCUCCUGGAGACGGAUGCUCCUUAUUUUCCAGCACCUGGAUCCAGAGUAUCGUCACCCAGCCAGAUAUCCACAGUGGCCGAAGCGGUGACAGCACUUCGGGGAACUACUGUGGAACAUGUGUUGGAAAUCUCCGUGGCCAAUGGAAAACAUCUUUACAGGUCCCAGUAG
Molecule: messenger RNA, 486 nt
Organism: Dreissena polymorpha
Lineage: Eukaryota; Metazoa; Mollusca; Bivalvia; Myida; Dreissenidae
Exons: 1
Coding region: 1-486 (161 amino acids)
Molecular function (GO): hydrolase activity, acting on ester bonds
Source: RefSeq, a predicted model, not a curated record